Guillardia theta CCMP2712 is the source of this 1680-nucleotide messenger RNA. RefSeq lists its product as hypothetical. NCBI's taxonomy places the organism in Eukaryota, Cryptophyceae, Pyrenomonadales, Geminigeraceae. The record is from RefSeq and is a predicted model, not a curated record. The transcript is spliced from 4 exons. The coding region runs from base 1 to 1680 and encodes 559 amino acids.
AUGGAGAGACUCGCUCGUGUGGCGCAUGGCGGACCUGAGGUCGUCCUAGGGGACAGAAGGUCAUACGACCUCUCCCGCUCGGAGCUCACCCUGCUCGUUUGCAUCUCCGUCAUAGGAGGCAGCAUAGCGAUCGUGCUGGUGGCGUACUGCGCAUGGAUGUGGUGGCAGGAUAUCUACGUUCCCCCCCAAGGAGCUGCUCCUGCCUCUGGCUCAGCAAGAACGUCUGAGUGCGAGGCUGAAACAGAAUCCGACCCAGAGCCCGAGCCCAGAGCCGUCGCGCAAGGGGCACGCGAGACCGUCGAGGCGACCCGAGUUGAGGUGAGGGAGGAGGAGGAAGCGAAAAGCUUGAAGACGAGCCUCGAGAGCUUCUUCAAGCUCUACAACCCUGCGAAACUGAAGAACGUCGACAAGCUCGUGGAGGAAUUCGGGAGCAGGCCGUGGGAGCUCAACGAGUUGCUGGUGAAUCGCUAUGGACAUUCACUGCCAGACCUCGCGAUCUUGAAAGCGCAGGCAGAGCAGAAGCAGCAGGCAGAGAGGAGCAAGGAAGUAGUCUCAACCGUCCAAGAGAGCGUGAACGAGACCAGUCAAGUAGACAUCUAUCAUUCCAUCCAGAUGGACUCCCCCUACCCAGAGAUCAGCUACGACUCUGAAGCUCUGAACAUGCAUAAACCUCGGGUCAAAGGCGUCGAUCCUUUCCUCGACGAAUGCUCUCGCAUCUCAAGCAAAGCAGGAAAGACUUCCAAGGCAAACGAGUCUGACUCCCCCUUCGCUUUUCGGAAUCUACACAACAAGAUGCAGCAGGAGAUGAAGAGGACUUGGAAUGGAGGCGGCGCGCGUGGUUGGGGGUCGGGGGUUCAGUUUUCUGUUCGAAACGGGAGGAAAGAGAGCCAGGAGAGGCAGAAGGAGAAAGACAGCGAGGAGGGUCAGUCGUCAGGCGUCGAUUUUGAAACAGCGAGCAAGGAGGACUUUGCUACAUCAAGAAGAUUGUCUGCGCAAGAGGUCUCAGAGUUGAUAGCCACGGAAGAUCCAACCACCCUCGACACGGCAGAAGACUUCUUGUCAGGGAACGACGACCAGGACGUGAGUGAAGCAUUGAGGGCCCAGCCAGCUGAGCUCCAGGUGGAGGGAAAGUUCGGGAGUGUGCUUGAACCUUCAGCUGCGUUGCUGGAGGAGGAUGGCAGACGAGAGGGAGACGAGGACUUGGCGGGCGCCAAGGAGCAGGAGCCCAGCAAGGGGCAGCAGGAGCUCUAUCAGACACGCUCCGCCCUCCCAGGAGCGGGGACAAGGUCGAUCGAGUUGAAGGAGGGAAGGAGGGUGACGAAGGAAGAGAUUUAUCAGGAUUUCAUUCAGAGCUCCAGGCACCUGGAUGAAACGGACCUCACCUUCCCCUCCCCCUCCCAGUCUCCCAGCACGAGGAGCAGCCGCACCCAAGAGCAGCAGCAGACGGCGGAGACACCUCCUACCCCGUCAGAGCUCUCCUUCAUCUCUUUGAAGGAGGAGCCAGGAGAGGCGAAGAGAGAAGAGUCGCUGAAUGAUGACGUGGCGAGGCGGAUCAGGGAUCAGAUCUCUUCCAAGGCCCUUGAGAGCGAAGAAGGCGCCAGCGACGGUAAUGAGGUCUACUUCUCCUUCUAUGAGGGGAAAGAAGAGGGAGAUAACGAUGGCGAUGCAAAAGAUAAGUAG